Molecule: messenger RNA, 666 nt
Organism: Cylicocyclus nassatus
Lineage: Eukaryota; Metazoa; Nematoda; Chromadorea; Rhabditida; Strongylidae
Source: the annotation of a GenBank genome assembly
AUGAAAGCUGUCGCGUUUCUUAUUUGCGCGUUUGUCGUCAUCCUUGCCGAUUUCAUUCCUAAGUACGAACUGUCGAAGGAGGCUAUUGAGUACGUCUCUUAUCGCUCAAAGCCUGCUCCUCCUAGUCAGGCUCAAUUCAAUCAAAUUCUUGGUAUGGACCCUCUCCUCUUUUGGAGAAAUGGAACAAUCAUCAAUAACAAUAUCAAUCAAUUAUUGCAAUCGAAUACUACAGAGCUGGUAAAAAUAUGCAACGCCCGUACACAGUUCUACCAAUGUCUUGGGACAUCGUACUAUCCGUGUAUGAAUCUCUUCAAUAUUCUCGACACCUCCGAUCCUGACUUCAUAAAUGCUUUCGAUUAUACUAGAACAUACAUGGGACUGGAAUUCAUGUGCAACGCUGGCUUUGAAGAAGUAGUCGGUCAAUGGUCAUGCCUUCAUGGUAUUCAAACGACAUCGGCAUACAAGAAUUGCAUGAGCAACUUUACUUACAAUACUGUUCCGACAAAUUUCUGCAACAUGGUCGACACAACCGGGAAGUGCUUGAACAACGCCUAUUUGAACGCUUGCCUUGACAAUGGGGCUGGAUGGUUUGGUUGCGAAAAUUUCCGCUUUACUUUCGAUCAGACAUGCUGGGGCCUUCGCUGUACAGUGGGAAUGAACUACUGA